GAUAACGAUCGUUGGUUUGCCGCGAGGAGCGGGUCAAGUUUUUAGGCUUUGCACGCUCUCGUUCGCGUUAGCGGAGCUAGGUCACAGGGCGCAUUGUCCGUUGGCUUCGAAGCUUCCCAGGAAACACGGUUAGGCGGGCGCGGGAGAGAUGCUUUAAUUUAGCACUUUGCGUCGUGUGCGCGCGAUCUAUUCGUAUUUGUCGGCAACUGUAGAACUCGAGUCCAAAGCUACGCGAACGGCGCCUCGUUGUUUUGCACUGACGAAGCCGUGGAAGCCCCGUCAAAAGCGACCGAACCGAGCCACUUUUUUAUUAGCCAUGGAUAAAAAGCGGAAGGGCCGGCCCCCCAAGGCCAUUGCUGCUGCAAAGGCCAAAGCCGUGAGCACCACUCCUGCAAAGGCCGCAACUCCUGUCAAGCGAGGCCGGGGAAGGCCGCCUGGAUCGGGCAAGAAGAAGUUGGCAACAGAGGGCAGUGCCAAGAAAUCCUCGCCCGUGUUGCCGGUUGCUGCCGCCACUCCCCAGAAGAAUGGCACUGGCGGUCCCGAGUGUGACCGCUGUUUACGGACAUUCUCCACCGAGCGAGGUCUCAAGGUGCACCAGCGCUGGCCCUGCAAGCUGGAUGCUGCCAAAGACGAUGAUGAUGAUGCAUCAGGCGGACUUCCAUUGGAUGAUGUUAUGGACUCUGAUUCCGACUCCGACGUGCCGCUGGGUAAAGUGGCAAGCGGCAGAGGGAUCCAGGUCAAGGCUGAUCUCGAGGACGAAGUCGAGAGCAGUCCGGACCACCCCAAGGGCAGGCUUGCCAGCAGGCUCGCCAGCAAGCUGGCUUCGGGCAAAAAGCCGCAGCUCAUCUGCCAGCGCUGUGGGCUCAGCUACGACCCCAAGCGGGACGGUCCACGCUGCAAGCACUGCACGCGGGACAACGAGCACAGUGACGAGAGCGGCGACGAGGACGACAAGGCAAGGGAAAAUGAAGAGUCUGCUCAAGUCAACGGUGGCUCCCCUGAGAAGGAAAAUGAAGCAGAAGGGGGCGAGGACGGCCCAGUGAAGAACAUCCAAGCAGUAACAGACGUCAUCAAGGCUGCCAAAGCUGAACAGCGUCUGCAGCAGCUGAAGCGUCGAAGGCGGGGGUCGCCUCCGGACGACACCAUUGAGAAGGACCUGGACUGCCCUGUCUGCGGCAAGCAAUUCACCAAAAAGUACUACUUGCAGCGCCACCUCCAAAUGACCGUCUGCUCGGGCAAGCCCCCUCCCUCUCAUCCCUGCGAAGUGUGUGGAAAGGUCUACUCCCGCAAGGACAACCUUCGGGAGCAUCUGCGGGCACAUGCCGGUGAGGUGACACGGCGGAAGAAGUACAAGUGCGACCACUGUGGCAAGACCUUCCACGGCAUCUCGCUGCUCAAGAUCCACAUCCGCGUGCACACCGGCGAGCGGCCGUUCCCCUGCGACUUCUGCAACAAGGGUUUCCCGUCGGUCACGGCGCUCAACAAGCACCGACGUAUUCACACGGGAGAGAAGCCGUACGCCUGCGCCGAGUGCGGCAUGCGAUUUUCACUCAAGGGGACGCUCAACCGCCACACGCGCAUCCACACGGGAAUCCGACCGCACAAGUGUCCGUACUGCGGCAAGGAGUUCAUCCAGGGUGGCGGACUCAAGGCGCACCUGUUCCAUCACACGGGCAUGAACGGUUUCAAGUGCACCGUCUGUGACAAGGUUUUCAACCGCAAGGCUCGGCUAGACCUGCACAUGAAGUACCUGCACCUAAAGGAAAAGCCGCACGUCUGCGAGGACUGCGGCAAGGGUUUCACGCGGCGCGAGGACCUGAACCGUCACUCAGUCCUGCACACGGGUGAGAAGCCGUUCCAGUGCCCGACGUGCCACAAGCGCUUUGCCAUCAAGCCCUCGCUCAAGAUCCACAUGGUGACCCACACCAAGGAAGAGCCCCGGUCGUGCCAUGAGUGCGGUCGCGCCUUCAUUCGCAAGGAUUGCCUCAUGCGACACAUGCGCAAGCGCCACCGUGACCUGCUCGACCGCAUUCUGCUCGACGAGGAGGAUGACCGCUUCGCCCCGACUCCCGUCGCCACUCCGGGAGGCACGGCCAACACGGAUAGCGGCAUCAAGCUGGGCCCCCAGGCUGGCACUGUGGCCCGGAUCCUGUCGGAACAGGCUCUUUGCGAGAGCAUCCGUGAGCUGCUGGGCCUGCUCGUUGAUGAGCCAACGUUGAAGGGCUUUGGAUACCCGGACAAGCCCGUGGACGAACUGCUCGAAGCGGUCAUCCGUCGCUGCGGCCACAGCCCGGCUAGUCCCGACGACUACAACUACAUGGACCGGCUGCGUGAGAACUCCAAGCUGCUCUUCACAGUGGUCAUCGACGACAAUGCUGUCAAGACUCUGCUCAAUAACCAGACUGUCGACGAGGUCAUUCUACACGUGUUGCGUCUCGCAAAGUCCUAGCUUCUCAUUGUCAUCUUUCCCACCCUCUCGUUUCGAUUAACUGAGGGUGCAGAGAAGCAAACAGAUUGUUUUCUAAUUGUAAUAGGAUGGCACUCACAUGGGUUGUGUGGGCUGAGCUUGUUUGAUUUCCACGUGCUGUCAUAACAAAAGGGACCACAAUAUGUUAGUGCUGUGCGACUUUUAACUAUUUAGCUAACUCCUACUGCAGACAGUAGCAGUCAGUUAAGUACGCCCUUGCUAGUGAAAGCCCUUGGAACUUGGAAAAGCAUAAUGUCAGCGGUCUUGUUACGCAUUGUUGCAAACACAUUUCAUAGUUCCGAAGAUUUUCAAGGGACUGCGCACUUGUAGCUAAACAGAAUGGCUUUUCCUGCUUUCACAUAAAUACGCAUGACCAGUGCUGUCAGUGCUGCGGACUGCAUUCGCUCUAGUCGUAAACGCAUAUUAUGCCUGUUUAUUGGCUCAGUAAAUGACAAUAGUUCUUGAAGCAAGAAAAAAGAAAAAGACAGAUAAAGAACUGGAGCAAUGCUUGGAAACAGGUUGGGCCUGGCAUUUUUUUUUUUUUUUCUGAACUGGAAAGUGGCAGUUUCUGGCUGCUGGCAUAACUAACUUGGCGAGUGCCCAUAAGGUCAUGAAGUCACAAGAAAGCCACCGGCAGAAGGUAAACAUUGAUGUCAAGUUGAACAGAAAGCUCAUAGCACACACUACGGUGCCACAAAGCACAUUUGCUUCUUUGCACCCUCACUUAACCUCUCCUGUGCUUUGCGCACCAUGUAUUCUUUGUCUUCACUCUGUAUCAUUCUUUGUUACUGCAUUGCACAAUGCCCAUGCUUAGCUGGGCAUGAACAGAGCAGCAGGCAGUUGGAAAUGUGCUGGGUUUUGUCGUGAGUCCUGUAGGUGCGUUUGUGUAUUCCAGGGGGAGGGAGAAUCCAGUCUAACAACAUGAAGAUUAUCGCGAUCAUGGGCACGCACAAUCUACACCAGCCUGGUAGCCCAAAUCGUACAAAAAAACUUAAAUGCAUCCUCUCCCAUUUGAUGUUUUUGAAUCUUGUGGCACAUUCCCACACCUGUAGCAGAAGUUGUAGGGGAGGGUUACUGGCGAAAGCAAGGCGUCUCCAAGUCUGUCGGUUUUCUGGCCACUUUGCAAGAGGAGUGCGAGUUACUUGAUGCACUCUUUGUGCGUUUUAAGUGUUUGUUGCAGUUUUGUUGUAAGGCAACUUUUGCACAACAUUAAGUGUGAGAACAUCAGCCCACAUUGUAUGAGGGCUCUGUGUGAUGGUUUCUUUGUCGGCAGUGUAGGGAAAGCCCGACUUGACAGGUAAUGUGAUGUGCCAGCCAUUGAGACAUAGAAUAUUACUCCAAGAAGAAAGCACUAGAUGUGCCCAUGUUAGUGAAAUUAAGAUGCCCAAAGUUGUGCCUUACCGUUACGAUGCUUCAGUGUUUGUCAUGUUUUUCCUCAUUCAGACUUUUUUUUUUUUCACAUAAGGGGUAGUGAAAGUUGUAAAAGGAAGUCAUUCAUUGUGUUUCCAUGCCACAAUUGUAGUAGAGUGCAUUUUAGCGUUCCUUCCUAAAGGCAGGAAGGGGGUGCAGUGCAGAGCACUUGUCUUUCCUUGAAGUCGUGAGAUUAACGGCAUCUUUUCCUUUGGGUAAUGGCUAACAUUGAAACUGCGGUAGGGUCACAGCUAGUAGUGGAAGCUAAUAAAAAUUUGGAGAUUUAAGAUUGCUGGUAAUGUUGUAGACAGCUUUUGUCCUUGAUGACUACAAGCAUAUCGCUUACCCUUCGCUUUCAGUCUAGCCAAAUGUCACGUGCUCAAGGAAAAGCAGGCCUGCUUAUUUCUGGGGCAAAGCACUGCUUGAAGACUGGAAGCUGAGCAUUGCACAGCCAUGACUCAGAGCAGCGAACAAGUGAACCUAAGUGAGCCAAUUGUCAACUACUACUAGUGCGAAAACACUUAACAUAAAACAAGCAAAAUUUUUGUAUUAUGUAUGCUACCAAUUUCUGGUUCAAAGUGUAGUUGUUUAAUGGAGUCUUACAAUAGCUUCAGUAAUUUACUGAUUUAGCUUUGCACAAGGUCUGCUCUUAUAUUGGAGGUUAGUGCAACAAGAACAUAGAAACCUGCACAGGCCAUUAUUUGACCGUAAGUAGCUCUAACAUUCUUUUUUCAACUUUGAAGCGGAAAAGUAGCCAGUGCUACGCGUACCACAUAUAUCUGUUAAUGAAAUAUUCACCUGCAGGUUCUCGCGCAAAAUUUAAGUUGCUGUGCACACUUGAAUACUAAUGAAGUCUUGCACACAAGUGGCAGUGUUUACUCGUAUGUGAAGUUCAAGAUUAAAGUUACUUGUUAGAUUGUAUUUAGAUAUUCUUGGGGCUUUCACUGUUUUAUCGCACUCUUAUGAUUGGUGCAGCAUGCAGCCAUUAUUGCGUUUACACCUCAUGCCUGUCAUACAGUAUGAUCCACUUGUAGUUUAAGAAAUGAGCCAUAAAAACUGUAAUAUUUCUGAAAUAUCUAAAAAAAUGUGGCUGUUGUGACAUUAGAAAGUUGUGUGUGUGUAAAAAUGUAAUGCACAGGCCUUCAUGUCAGAUACCAGCUGUGGUUAGUUGUGCAAUUUUGACUAGGUGGUCGGCUUAAAGAGCCCCUCACCAGGCCCCAUAUCGAAUUUUGGUUACAUGCUGAAAGUUAUUACGUGUCCUCUAGGGAGCGUCCUGCCAAAAAAAUGUUUCACGUCGGCUCCUUAAUAGCCGAGAUAGAAAUAUUUCAGUGCCGCGAAACCAUGAUUUCAGCAGGCGGGCUCCACUGCCAAGCAAGACACUCUCUCCGCUCGCCCCGUAUACCCUUCGCUGCAUUCCUUCCCUGCGUUCUCCCAUACCGGACCUCAAGGAUCGCGUUUUCAGGCCCCACCUUCAUUUUUUUUCUCCUCGCUUUUCCUGAGCUAUGCGUUUCCGCUGAAUGCGCCACGUGCGAGCUGUUGUCUUGUUUGCGCAGCGCACGAUUUUGUGCGCUGGGCACAAGGACACAUGACUAGCGGUAUAAUUCAGUGCAACACGAAUACUGAGGCAGAACAAGCGGAUCGCGGAGGAUGAUCAAGCACUGGAACACGGUAGAAAAUAGUAUAGUUUCAGUACCUGCGUACGUAACCACACGACCGUGGGAACAAGCAGACAAACCAGAAGUACAUCUCUCUCGCUUCUGUGCGAAGUAAAACAAAAAACACGCAGACAUUCCAUUUGCAUGUUUUAUUAUUUCUCUAAACCCCUAUUCGUCAAUUCAAGCAACAGAUUACACAGAUAAUAGAUGUUGUCUUCAAUAAUUCUCGAAGUCACGUGCUGCCACAAGCGACAUCACACUGCAGACAAGAUUAUGUAGGCGCACAGGCAUGAUUACGUCACUCUCCGGCUUGGAGCGUGGCGGCCGCGAGUGAAGAGGGAAACAGCAUUUGGAUUGAAAUUUCAGAAUUUCAGACGUAGCAAUGUAAUACUGUGCAGACACGAUUGUUGUCGUGCAAUGUAUGCUACGCCCUUGUCAGCUCAAUAUGGCCACACCUGGUGAGGGGCCUUUAAGAGGACAAUACUGUAAGACGAUUUGGCUCGGAACGGUGGCCAAACUUUCACAGCUUGCGUUCUGCGAUUGCUGACAGCAAACAGAGUAUGAGGUAAACAAGUUGUCAGCAGCUCCUAGCAGGUCAAGCACUAAAACAAGUGCUGUAGGUUUUGGCUCAUAUCCUAAUUGUUGAGACUUCUGUAACAUACAUUGUUUUACAGUGUUGAAAUGACAUGUGAUUAUCAUCUAAUCACUGAUAAGUGUGGAGUGGUGCUUCACAGCUAACAUCCUCUGCUGAAAAUAGCCGCUGCAGACUGGGAGCGCUGUUCAUACGAGAGUUUUCUUGAGCAGAUUAACAAUAUGAAUAUUGAUUUCAGGGCGAGGAAAAGUACAUACUUGCUUUGUACCAUUUGAGCAGCACGUUUCUGUUGUAUCCAUAUUGCUAAUUUUUAGUUGUUUUUCAUUUUUCGCAUUACUGCCUCGUGUUUUUAUCACCUUCCGCAAGGCAGUUGACAGUACCUUUCAUCUGAUGCGACAAACUUGUGAUUAGCAGUUAGUUGUGUUGAUCAUUGUUAAAGAUUUUAUAUACACUACAUUGUUGUCGGGCAGCACGAGAUGCGCAUCGGUAUUUUUAGCUAAAAAAAGUGUUAUGAUGGCUUUUGCCCAUCUUGUACAGUCAACCCCUAGAUGGCUCCAACUGACACUGUCCAUCAGUCUUUACGUAACGGAAUAUCAGUGGGUCUCUUCAGGGGAUGCACCAGCCUGUGCAUUUGUCCACUGUUGCCACACGUAGCCUUAUAUAAAGCAUCACACAAAAGCGUUAAGAAGUCAGACCGUGCCUUAUUUUCUGUCUGCAGUGUAAUAGGAAGCUUCGGCUCAGGUCCGACUAUGACUUUCGCACUGAACUGCGAUAGAAAUGAAAUAAAUACUUUCAUUGUGAAAUGAAGUCUAAUUCCAGUGACUAUAAACGUAUGCAGAAUGCCACAAAAAUUUGGGAAAUAUUAGUUUAUAAUGAAACGGCAGGUUCUUAAAAGUUCUGUAACCGCAAUACAUGCUGGUACCACAGCUCUGUAAACAGCAGCUGAUGGUACUUAGAGCAGAUUACAUCAUUUUACACUACUGUGUGCAUGCACUUGUGUCUGUCAAUAAGCAUUUUGAGGAAAACUUUGAAUUAUGGGAUACAGUGAAGUCUAAAGCCAUGCAGAAUGUUUUAGCUGCCCGAUGUUAAUGCUGUAGCAGGUACGGUAUAGAAAAUUGCUAUAUGCAUUCUUGUGAAGCCGCACAGUUGUGGACUCGGCAUUUCAGGUCUUUAUCCAUUAAAUAAUCAAUUGUGCAAAUAACAGUUUAGCUCUAAUCAGUCACUGGAGCUUAAGUUCCUCAAUCAUAUGCGACAAAGUUGAUUAUUGAGACCAUUUAAGGGUUCACAUACUUUCUGGGUUUCCCAUUGUAUCCAGUAGAAACAUUUUAAACGGCAGUUCCGUUUACCGAGAUAGAUGUGAAGCCUUUUGUCAUAUGCCCUCUUAAUGCUGUUGUCAGAAAUGUUGAGUAUUAGAAGCGAAUCUAGCAGCUAGCUAAAAAAAAUAGGAAAAUGACAAAGUGUAUGGCAUUCAAAAUUUUAUGCAAAAUUUAACUUUCUUCUCAGAAGACAGACGUUGCAAAAACAUUUCACAUCCUGGUUCUCCUUGGAAGAAAAGACAUUUAGAUACUGAUUCUGUGGUUCCGUUUAUAGGGAGUUGUAUACAUUUUGGUUCCGUUUAAGGAAAGUGUUUUUAAAUUGUUUAAAUAUGAAGCCAACCAAUUGAGAGCAUGUUGCUCCGUUUAACCGGCAAUUCUGUGUAAGUAGUUUUCAUUUACCAAGAUUCUGCCAUACUUCAAUGGUGAAAUUUCCAGUUUGGCUUGAUGCUUGGGGCUUCCUCAUAAACUGUUACUCAUGAGCAGCUUGGGGUGGUCAGUUGUCAUCUGUGUGUUGUUGCAUUCCCCAACAACAGCAAAGCGCCGGCAAAUUUUACAUUCCACCAUUAGCCCUUUCGGUGCCCUUUGAAUGUUUUCGACAGCAACAGUUGUAACCUUCUGCCCUAAGCCGUCGUCUGAAUGGUGCUAAUGAGCUCAGAAUGGAUCUUAGAACAUCUAUGACAUUUCCUAGCGGAUUAGUUGGCUAUGCAUUCUUCGUUCUAGAAAGACCUUGGAACAAGUGCCUUGCAAGUUAUUUCACUGUGCCCUUGUCUGCUCGUGCACACAGCUAGAUUCAUGUCAUAACAAAGGAGAGAAGCAAACCAUCAUUUUCCUUUGCACUUACAUGAUUUAAUUCUGUACUUUUUUCUCUCUCUCUCACUUUCUUGUGGACUUGUUCACCGAGCGUUGCGAGCAGUUCUGCAUUGUCCGAUGAGAAGGUAUGAUGUAUAUAGUUGAUCAGAAAUGGUGUCAAGAAGUCAUUUUGUGCCUUAUUACAAGAUACAAUGGAUUUCGUGUGUCUGUUUUAAUACUGAUUUCCAAGCAGUAAUACUUGCACGAGCUUUUCAUGUUUCAUUGUCUUUAUCGGUCCUGUCAUUGUGUGUGCUUCUCACAUUGCUUUUUCCUCUUUUUUUCCUACCCUUGUACCAGUUUUACAUUAAUUGCAAACAGGAGCAAUUUUUUUGUCUGUGCACAUCAUUCAUUUUUUGCUGUAUGAAAAUAUAUGAAGAGCAAAUUACUGUACCUGUCCUGGUGUGGCCCCUUGGUUUAACUGACAGAUUAAAGGGGUGCAAAUAUCUUGUCUUGA
This is a messenger RNA of Dermacentor albipictus, 8743 nucleotides long. The record is from RefSeq and is a predicted model, not a curated record. NCBI's taxonomy places the organism in Eukaryota, Metazoa, Arthropoda, Arachnida, Ixodida, Ixodidae.